AGCCUGGCUCUGGUGGGGGUUGUGUCAGGGAAGUGUGGGGAUGAGUUAGGACAUGGCCAGGGGAGAGGCCAUACCCCUAGACCGAGGUCAGCCCUGCCCCACAGUCUUCUGGGCUCUUGGCCCUGUGCUGCCGCCUCUGGAGUGCCCUGUCUCCUUCCUGGCCCUUCAGGGCUCAGUGGGCCUGCCUUCCCAGCCACUCCCCUCGCCCCAUGUCAUUCACCCCGCAGAUCUCUGCCUCAAGUGUUGAGCUGUCUGGUUUGCAGGCCUAGGGUCUAUCCUUCCUCUGCUCGAUCCAGCCUAGAUCAUGAAGGGCACAGUGACCUCUCCGUUUUAUAACAGCUCAGAGAUUCCCUGGUGGUUGUCUGGGGGGCUGUCCAAAGCAAACUGCCGGAGGGCUUGCUAUAGGGGAGGCCCCCUCCACAGGCCUGGGCACCCCACCCUGACCCAGUGUCCCUUCCAGGUGCCUCCUAAGCCUGCACUCUGGGCGCUCCUGCUGGCUCUGCUGGGAAUGGCCCCCGGCCAGGCAGGGCUCCGCACCUGCAGCGUCCCUGACGUGCUCCACCACUACCGAGCGGUCAUCUUUGAGGACCUGCAGGCCGCUGUGAGGCAGGGUGGGCCAGGGGCACGAUGGACUGGGCCAGGCUCCCAGCACCUCCAUUUCAUUAAGAAAAACCUGACUGGACCUGCAGCCCCUGGAUGGCGGGGUCGGGUGGGAGCUUCCUGCAGUGCCCAGAAGGAGCACAGUAUCCUACUGUCCAUUGCGUCCCUGGGUCGGACCCUGCGCAGGGUGGUGGCCGGGGGCCGCCGCGGGGCACUGGAGAAAGCAGCGUGGACCGUAGCCUUGCGCACCGAGGCGGUGAUGCGGCGCCACUGCUGGACGCUGCGCCAGCGGAGCCGGUGGCCCGAGAGGCGCCGUCCCCGGCGUCGCGGCAGCCGGAGGAGGCUCCUACUGCACGCCCUGGACGCCGUCGCCACCUGCUGGGAGAAGCUCUUCGCGCUGCGCGCGGCGGCCGCGGAGGACGCCUAGCGCGCUUCCUGCGCGGGCCCGGGAACAGCCGGCGGGGCCGCGGAGCCCG
Messenger RNA from Neomonachus schauinslandi (Hawaiian monk seal), 1076 nucleotides. It is a transcript of the gene C10H20orf204, whose product is annotated as chromosome 10 C20orf204 homolog. NCBI's taxonomy places the organism in Eukaryota, Metazoa, Chordata, Mammalia, Carnivora, Phocidae. Bases 305 to 1027 code for a protein of 240 amino acids. The record is from RefSeq and is a predicted model, not a curated record. The transcript is spliced from 3 exons.